Molecule: messenger RNA, 846 nt
Organism: Epithele typhae
Lineage: Eukaryota; Fungi; Basidiomycota; Agaricomycetes; Polyporales; Epitheliaceae
Product: p21-C-terminal region-binding protein-domain-containing protein
Exons: 5
Coding region: 1-846 (281 amino acids)
Cellular component (GO): nucleus
Source: RefSeq, a predicted model, not a curated record
AUGGCCAAACGAAAACAGGACGAGCCUGAUUCUGGCGACGACUCCGACGACGACCGCAGUCUCAUCGACGUCGACUUCGAGUUCUUCGACCCCCACCCAGAUAUCGACUACCUCGCCCUCAAACGCCUUCUCACCCAGCUUCUCGCCGCGGAUGCCCAAGAGGUGCCCGUGCACGACCUCGCCGAUCUCAUCCUCGCCCAACCCCUCGUCGGUACGACCGUCAAGUGCGAUGGGCGAGAGAGCGACCCGUACGCGGUCUUGACGGCCCUCAAUAUCCUCGAGCACAAGGAGCGCCCCUCUAUUAAAGCCCUCGUCGCCUACCUCCUCGCAAAAUCCGUCGCGGACGCAACGCUGCACUCGAAGCUGCAGACCCUGCUCGGGCCCAACUCGACCGACGCCAUCGGCCUCGUCGUCUCCGAGCGGCUCAUCAACAUGCCCGUCCAGGUCGUCCCGCACAUGUACCGCAUGCUCGCGGACGAGAUCCAGUGGGCUCUCGACGACAACGAGCCCUACGACUUCAAGUACCUCCUCCUCGUCUCCCGCAUCUACCGCCUCACCGCCGACGAGGCCGCCGAAUUGCACGCCCCCUCAUCGCGCACGAAACGCGCCAAGCACGCCGCGGACCCCCCGGAGCACCCGGGCCCAGGCGUCUUCCCGUUCCACCCCGAGGACGACGUGAUUCGCAAGUUCGCGUCGCACACGCUGGACUACACCUUCACGCACGCGCAGCCGCGCGACGCGGAGGCCUUCGGGCUGGACACGGGCGGGCGCAUGAUGCUUGUCCCAGCGAACAGGCUCCGUGAGAUUGCGGCCGCGCUCGCUGAGGCGUACCCCCAGCCCUCAUAG